Molecule: messenger RNA, 5994 nt
Organism: Polistes canadensis
Lineage: Eukaryota; Metazoa; Arthropoda; Insecta; Hymenoptera; Vespidae
Exons: 7
Coding region: 389-5317 (1642 amino acids)
Biological process (GO): positive regulation of nuclear cell cycle DNA replication; regulation of cell cycle phase transition
Cellular component (GO): Dbf4-dependent protein kinase complex; nucleus
Molecular function (GO): zinc ion binding; nucleic acid binding; protein serine/threonine kinase activator activity
Source: RefSeq, a predicted model, not a curated record
CGACUAAAACAGCGCCGUUCAGUUUGUUACUCCCGUAAAACAACCUCGGCCUACUUCAGGUCGGAGACCCUCACUACGACAGUGCUCUUAUCGUAUGUAUAUGGAAAGGAAUAGAAACGGAACGGACAAAUUAACGAAAAUUCACGGAUUUUUGCAAAUAUGAAAAUAAUGAUCAUUACAAUCUUGAGUAAAAUUUGAAUGUGUAAGUAUAAGUGAUGUUAUUCGAAACAUAGUUUAUCUGUUGGUGGAUAUGAAAACGCGUUACUGUGAUGUUAUGCGUUACUAUUCCGAGUAUGGAAACUGAUUUGAAAGAAGAAGAAGCAGCAGCAGCGUUUAGUAAAGAAGAAGAAGAAAUAUCGUUGGUGUUUGUAGGGUGUAUUGCGUAGGAAUGGUAUCACCGUCCAAACUUCAACAGCAAGAGCAAAAGCAGCAACCGUCGAAAGAAUAUAUAUUGGAUAAAUGUUCGUAUGUUCGCAUACAAAAGGGACUGAAACCUUUGGCAAAGAAGUCAUUUUACUUGGAUAUAAAAAAUCAUGCUAUUUCAGCCAAGUUAGAAGCAAAAAUUAAGGAUCUUGGAGGAGUGAUAGAAUUAUUUUUAGUACGUACCGUUAGUCUAGUUGUCACAGAUCGUAUAGAUAAAGUUGGUCAAAUUAAUUCUGAGAAAUAUAAAUGGGGUUGUAUCAGUGGAGGCAGCGGGGGAACCCCCUCGCUGAGGAGCUUAGAAAUUCCAACUCCAACUCCUCCUACAUCACUUUUAAGUUCUGAGUGUCCUUUGUACAAUACGACCAAUCUACAGGGUCACCCUACCCAAAGAUCUAAAUCGCGGACGGAUGCAAUGUUGGAACGUGCUCUGACUCAACCACAGCAUUGUUCCGUGGAUCCUCUCGAAAACGCCUUAAACUGGGGAAUAACUAUCUGUACAACUGAAAAAAUUCAGGCUUGGCUCGAUAAAAUCUAUGCAUCUCUUCAAGAUACUAAUAACUUGAAACAGCUACAAGGAACGAGUAGGCAAAGAUUAGAAAAAGACUUAAAAGUCAAGCACUUAAGAGGCUCAUAUGUCAAGUUUGAAUCUCUUCGCAGAGAUAAAAGACCUGUAUUUUUGGAAUUAUCAACGUGGCCAACAUUGAACUUUGACGGUGAUCCAGGGACAAGUCCCUUUGAUACAAAGAGAAGAGGAAAACUUGAAAAUAAAACAGAUAAAGAAGUUAAAGAGAAUAGAGAAGCUAUUGCAAAAAAAAAAGAGUGCCAGGGUAAAGAAAUGACUCGACGACCGCGUACCACUGCAGCUCGUGCUCGUAGAACAGAACAAUUAGGAGCAGGUUUUUGUGAAAUAUGUCGAAUAGACUAUUGUGAUCUAUCAAAACACGUUGAAAGUGAUCAACAUUUGAAUUUCGUUCAAAACGAUGACAAUUUUCUCUCUUUGGAUAGAUUAAUCAACACAAAUGCAAGUGUUGAGGCAUUUUUGAAAUUGAAUAGAACAAAAGAUAUUGGAGAAGAAUGUAAUAUAUUCACAAAUGAAGAACGUACUCUUCGUGAUGAACUGCCAGAAGAAAAAGUUACGAAAAAUGCAAAGACAUUAAAUAAUUUUUCUGUACAAGGAAUAAACAUGGUGCAGUGCAAUGGUACGCAAAGAAAUUUAAAUUUAAAAUUAAAUUCUCCUCAUAAUUUACGAACACGUGCUAAACAUGAAAGUGGACAUUUACUGAGGUCAAAAGGUAGCCCUUGGCACGAAAUCGAUAAGAAUGAAAAAUUUUAUGAUAAAUUAGAAGGUUUUACUAUAAAGAAAAGGGCUAAAGGAACUAUUUGGAUCGAAGAAGAAGAUCCAGAAAAUAAAUACUCGCAAGCAAGUGACAUUAAAAAUUCUGACCAAGUAGAAUAUAAUAUUAAAUCAACGGGAAAAGAUUUAAAUGGUAUUCAUCAACGUGAAUAUGGGGAUAAUAAUUCUGUAAAUAAAAGACGUAAUGGUACAGAUAAUCAAGAUAAGCAAGAUAAUCAAGAAGGUAAAACAUUAGAUGAAAGAAUUCCGACUAAUAAACAAAAUGGCGUAUUUCAUCCUGAACUACCUUCAAAGAAUGCAAACAAUACAAAUGUUAAUAAUCGUGGAGAAAUUAAUGAAAAUAGAAGAUCUACUUUAUUAAAAAAUAAUGUAAAUAUUAACGGAUUAUCCGAUAAGAAUAAUCGUAUUGAAUCUUGGCAUUCUACAGAGUCUAAAGAUAAGUUUGAUGGUGCAAAAAAUGAAUUGGAAUUACAAAGAGUUUCAUCGGAUAGUAUAAAAGUUGGAAAUGAUCAUAAUGAUAAGAAAUCUGAAGUACUUUGUAGUUGUGAUACAGAGAACAACCAAAAAGGAGACAUUAAGGUGGUACAGUGUAUGGAAAAAGACUUACGUUGUGAGAAACUUAGAUCGCCAAGAGCUUGUAGAAGAGGUGGUAGAAGUUUUCGCGGACGUCAUAGAUUGUCAGUCGAGGAACGCUUGAUUGAGGAUAAUCGUGCAUAUUAUAAGGUGGAAGUAUUAGGAAGUAAACUAAGAUCUAGUACGUUGCCAGGUAAUAAUAAUGCGUUAAAUCCUACAAUUAAGGAUGCAGACGAGAUUGAAAAGAAGGAGCAACCAUCAAGUGAGAAACCAGUUGUGGUAAGAUUCAAACGUGUAAGAAAAUCAGAACUCUCCCUGCUCAGUGAUGAGGCUGAGUCAUUUAUGUUUGGAGAGCCUAAACGCGAGGAUACGAGUGAAGAUGUCAGCGAUGAAGAACAAACUAGUGUUUUACCAAGGGACACUGAAAGUGAAUUCAAUGAGACUGUUAGUUCCGAUAUACUUAGCUCUAGCGUGGAUUCAAGUCCUGAGAUAAAACAAGAGAUUUUGGAAGAAGAUUCUCAAGAUUCUGUAAAUCUUGGUAGAGCAAGAAAAAGAAGACGGACACAGGCAGAGGCGCUUAUUAAAGACAACGUUGACUAUUACAAGUUUGAGACACCUGGCAGUAGACUAAGAUAUCAAGCGCCAUUAACAGGAGUCAGGGCAUCCCUUAAUCCUGAAGAUCCUGUAAACGAAGAACUACGAUCUGAUAUUAAUGGAGAAGUCAUAGAGAAAAUUUAUCCGUCCAAGCCUUCGGCAGAAGUUGAAAGAAUGCAAUUUUCGUUUGAAGUAAUACCAAAAUCUGAGCCAUGGUAUCAAACUUAUCAACGGCAAGAUGAAGGUGCUGAAUUUUGGCAUUAUUUUAGCGAUGGUGAUACAGGAAGACCGUUCCUUUUACCUUAUGAAAUAGAAAACUUUCAUGAAACUAUUUUGAGGAAUCAGGCGAAGAACGAAAAUAGAAAAAAAGGUAAAGGUCGUAGUAUAGGGUGUAUCGGACGGUCCCCUAGAAAAAGUCCACGUUGUCAUGCAUCUACGUUAGCUAUAAUGUCUACAAUUAUAAGAAAAAGGGAACAGCAACAGCUCACAUCAAAUAUUUGUACCAGAGAAGAGUGUCAAUCUCCUAAAUCGCAGAUUAAUAAUACUCCUCUUCCAAAAGUAGACUCAAAAAUAGAUAUAAAAGCAGAUCUGAAAACAGAUACAAAAGCAGAUCAAAAAUUGACAUCUGAAAUCGACGAAGAAUUGAAAAAAAUAGCAAAAAAUAUCGAUGAAAUGCUUAAUAUGAGAGACAGUUUAGAUAUAGUAGAUAUGUACAACGGGCUAGAAGAAGAACCUUUCAUAGAAUCAAAUUUACCGAAAGGACCUCCAGCAAAUCUAUUGGAAUUAUUAGACAACUGCCAUGAACUUGUACCAUGUAUAGAAAACUCAUCGUGUGCCAGCUCGGAAUGUGGUGAAGUAAAUGUUGAGUCGCCUUUAAAACGUCGGAAGAGAAGGAAAAAUAGAACAGGUUGGCCUGGCAUUAAGAUACGGAAAAAGAUGCAAAAUAAAAUAAUAGUAGGUUCCUCUUACAAUGGUCAAGGAAAUUAUAAAUUGUCAAGGGAAAAAAAUGUUGCUGAACAAAAUGUAGGUCUGUCAGAAAAAAAUACAAAUACUAAUAGCAAUACAAAUGGUGAUGUUAAUGCUGUUGCUGUUGCUGAUGCCGAUGCCGAUGGUGAUGCCGAUGCUGAUGCUGCCGAUGCCGACGUGGAUAUGUCUCAAAGAUUGAUGGCAGAUACACGUACAGAAAUAGUUUUAUCGAAUGGUAGCACAAUAUCAUUUACCACUAACAGGCAUGAUGAAAAAACAUCAAUAGAUAAAAAGAAUAAUAAAAGUACAUCUGAUAAUUAUAACGAUGAUCCUAGCGUAUCUUCUAAAGCAUCUUCUAAAACAUCUCUUAAAACAUCUUCCAAAGCAUCUUCUAAAACUUGUCCUAAAACGUGUCUUAGUCUGGCUGUGAUCAGUAAAAAUAAAAAUACGGAGAAUACUGGUACAAAAAAUUGCACAGUUACUGAUGGAUUGAAAAUUACUAAGGUAUUUAGCGAAGCGCAAAGAACUUUAUCAGAUAAGAAUUUUACGUUAAAUAUGGAGGAAGAAGAAGUAUCGGAAAACAAUCCUGGAAACGAUGAAAAUCACGAGAAUGUAUUUAGGAAAGAUGUGAAUGGUGUUGUGAUAUGUUAUGAUAACGGUGAACGACAAUUCAUAACGAAAGGGGUCGUUAAAAAACGUCCUCGCAUAAAUACAUCAUCAGAGAGUUGUGAAUCACGUACAGAAAUUGAAAAUCAUGACAUUUUAUUAAGUAGAAAGGAUAUAGAUUCAGGUAUAGUAUCGAGGAAGCAUAGCUCAAGUGAUGUGUCCAGGCUAGGAUGUCAACAAACUCAUUCUGAAAAUUCUAAUAUCGAAGUAGACGCUCAUAGAAGUGUUUACAGGAGAAGUAAGGUAGGAGUAGUAACGCCUAGGCAACGAGUUAAUACGAGAAAACAGCAACGAAGGAAUAAUAAGACUUCCUCGGAAUCCGUAUACGAAAGCGAAAAUUGUAAAAAGGAGUCUUAUUUGAAUAUUACUUGUAAAAAGCAAGAAACUAUAAAAAAUUCGAAAAAACAAAGCAAUGAAACGAUAGGACCAUCGACGGAUGUGCAAGAUUCUGCUGAGCUCGAAUGUGCAUUGUCGGAACGUAACACACCUACCACGGCAACAACUAUCAUGCCGUCUUCUGGUUUAAAACAAAGACGUUCAAGCAUCGAGUUUCAGCCAGUAGUUAGAAUGAUGAAGAUAGACAAUUCAGUUGACAUGGAUCAUAGUAUUUUAUCAGUGACAGUAGCGAGUAAUAGAAGAUUAAGAAGUUCUAAUUCUCAUAAUAGACCUGAUGCUCAGCCACCUCAUAAACGUUUAAAAACUUCUCGUGGACAAUUUAGAAGGUGGUUAAAAAGUAGCUGAAAUCCUGGGUAAAAAAAGUCGCGCCUACGCUAACACUACCACCGUCUCAAAUUUCAGAAUUUAAGUACUCUUUAUAUGCUUCUUUUUCUUGCCACAAAGAGAGACACUGAAAUUUGGAAAUUUUAUUUAUCCAUGUAAAUUAUGUGUAAUAUAUUCGUCUACGUAGUAUAUAAUAUUUAACAUUACUGACACAUAAAAUCUUAGUUAUAAUAUCCUACUUGAUAUCUCUUGACGAUACUCGCGGUAUCGUCAAACUUGUACAUUCGUCGAAUGCGGUCUUGAUGUUCUCAGAAUGAAUGUGAGUUUCUUUUUUUUUUCUUUUUCUAUCCGUAUUUUAUCUCAUUUCCACUCUCUCACAGCGGUUUUUUCAUUUAUAUUAUUUGUAACAGAUACAAAAAAAGUAUUUCACUGUACGUAUUAUGUAAACGAUAUUUCUGAAAUGUAUGUAACUAAAAAAAAGGAAAUUCCUAAAGUGCGCGAGACUGCAUAUUACAGCUUUAUAAUAUGUAUAAUCAUAUUCUGUUUAUGCUUCACAUUAUUCAAGGUAACAUUGUAAAUCCUCAGAGGAAAAAAAAAUGAAGAAACCCUAAUUAUUUUAUUUCAAAGUGGAAAUAUGUAAGUUUUUCGUGAGUUAUACAAAAAAAAUUAUUAUUAAAGAUACGAAUUUUUCAAUAAAA